Truncatella angustata is the source of this 309-nucleotide messenger RNA. RefSeq lists its product as uncharacterized. Lineage: Eukaryota; Fungi; Ascomycota; Sordariomycetes; Amphisphaeriales; Sporocadaceae. The coding region runs from base 1 to 309 and encodes 102 amino acids. The transcript has a single exon. The record is from RefSeq and is a predicted model, not a curated record.
AUGGAAACACUCCAGGCCGAUUUCAAGAAGUCACACUUCAUGACCACCGACGGAGACACGGGGAUGACAACACAGUUUGGGCUUAGUAAAGGAAAGUACGCCAGAACGAUCGUCGCAGAGAUGGGUCGAGCUAAAGGGCGAAGGACUGUGCAAUCUGCGGACUUCAUCCUAGGCCUGGCAGAAGAAGCCCUGCCAAUCGAUCGUGUUCGUUUCAACAAGCGUCUUAUCAGCGUGUGCAACGACGAGGAGAAUGAUUUUGCAACUACCGAAAAUCAGAACCUUUUUUCAAUAUUCGUCAUAAUAUCAUGA